CUUUCACGCAAAAAAAAAAAAAAAAGUGGUGUCACGUGAUUAUUUCCUCACGCGCAAGGUGCAGUCGUCGUCACAACAAACACCAUGGCGGACUCGGAGCGGUAUUCGUGGACGGACGAGGAGACUCGUUAUUUUCUUCAUUUAAUGGAAGAAAACGAUAUAACGUGUAUUUUUGACGGGAAACGACAGAGAAAUGCUGCAACCUUUCAGGAGUUGCAACGAAAAAUGGCAAGAAAUGGCUACACCAAGCCAUGGCACAUUCUACGCAGCAAAUGGAAGGUAUUGAAGCAGCGUUACCUGGCAGAAAAGCGUGACCUUUCACGUAGUGGUUCUGGGGGGAAAAAGAGGACGAAGUUUAAAUUUUUCAGUGAAAUGGAUCACAUACUGGGCCAGAGGCCGAUAGUAUCAUCGUUUUCUACAAACAUCAACAGCUCUGAGACCCCUGAGCUCUGUGAAGGGCGGGAAAAUGAAGAUGACUGCAGUGUGUCGACAGAUUGUCUACCAAAUGAUUCACUUACCCCCUCUGAUAGUGGACCAGUGACUGAUUCAAAUACGGAGUCACCCUCCAUGGACCAGCCUGAUGAAACUGUUCAACAGGAUUCUGACCCACCACCCAAUGCAUCAAGAUGGAGGCGAAGUCAUCAGCAUGCCCCAAAAAGGAAGCAGUUGGCUGAGUUGAAAGCCAUGUUUCAUGAUUUCCUCGAUCAGCAGCGUGAGCAAGCAGAGCGAGAUCAGCAAGUCGUUCAGUCAAUUGCCACUGUUAUCUCUCAAGCUGUUCAAUGUUUUGAGCGUUGUGCUAAUGCUGCAGAAAGGCAUGCUCGUGCAUCUGAGGUGAUGGCUGGUUUGAGGCAACCAGAGAGUUUGCACAACCAACCCAGCUGCUCUAAUCAUACAUUGUCCCAUCUCCCCUACAACCAUGCAGGCAUUUCAGCACCUUCUUCUUUGAAUACUCAUCCUAAUAUGUCAUUCAGCACAUACCUAAACUUGGAUUAAGUAGUUUUGG
Pimephales promelas (fathead minnow) is the source of this 1003-nucleotide messenger RNA. The record is from RefSeq and is a predicted model, not a curated record. NCBI's taxonomy places the organism in Eukaryota, Metazoa, Chordata, Actinopteri, Cypriniformes, Leuciscidae.